UCGUGGACACUCGUUGGGAGGAAGGAGGUUUGCAUGGUAUAAGCUGGGAGAGAGGAGAGGACGGAGUGCGCAAGUGUAACACGCACCGCAAUAGACAUGGUGGUUGCUUUGCAACCAGCAAGACGAGCAUCAAUACGAUCAAUCAGGUUAGUAUCAGUAGCCUUGGAGACUCUGUUGUGGAUGAUCAGGACUCCCAUAUAUCUCCCUAAGUUCGAAGUUUGAGGAAUCCCCAUAGUUGCAGUCAACAGCGUUCGCUGCUGAUGGGGGACAUUGGCCGAGAAAAGUCCUUGACUUCGGUUUGAUGAUGUUCUCCUCCGAUGCGGCGCCAAAAAUCUCGAAGCUUUGGUUGAUGACGUAAGUGCCUAAUUUACUACAAAUUUUCUAAUUUAUAAGAAAUUUAUUGUAAAAAUUUCAUCCAAAUUUACUUGCAUUGCAAGUUGGCUUUUUCUUUUUUACUUAUGAAGUGCCCAAAUUUAAAUUUGGAAUCUUUCACCGCAAGGGGAAAAAAACUCUCCCCGUCUUAGUUCCCGACUCCACCAGCGGCGGGCGUCCCAGUUCGGAAGCAGCGCCGGCGGGGGCUGUCUCCCUCUUCCGUCUCCAGGUGAAUCAUCCCCUGUUCCCCUGUUCUAUUUAUACAGGAUCUCUUCAGUCUAUAUGGAAUCUGAAUUCAUUACCAGGAGCAUGCCUAAACUUCUGCCAAAUUCUCCUACUCUCCUCUGUCUGCCUACUUGUUGGAAACAAGCUGCUGCCUUUUCCUUGCCUGGAGCUCAGCGUUCAACUUCCUGGCUACCUUCUUUCUGUGUGAAAAUUCGCGGUUCAGCUACUUCCACUGCUACUGAACUACAACCCACGGGUCGUUUCUACGACAAUCGUUCGCCAGGAGGAUGCGGCGAGGCAAAUAAGAAUGUACCCGGGGAUUUGUCAAACAAGGUAUCAAAGAGGCAGGGGAAGAUUGGUUUUCGAAAAGAGAGGCUAAAGCAGUAUUCAGCUAUGCUUCGCGAAUGUGCUUCAAAAGUGGCGCUAAACGAGGGGAGGGCAGUUCAUGGGAAUCUCAUUAGGAAUGGGGUGGUGCCGGAUUCUCAUUUAUGGGUUUCUUUAACCAGUUUUUAUGCUAAGUGCGGGCGUCUAGAGUUUGCACGCAAAGUGCUUGAUGAAACGCCUGAACGUGAUGUUGUGUCGUGGACGGCUUUAAUUUCCGGGUUUGUCAGCGAAGGGUGUGGGGAUGAUGCCGUUGCCCUCUAUUGUGUAAUGAGAAACGAAGACGUGAGGCCGAAUGAAUAUGUGUUGGCUACUACACUGAAAGCGUGCUCUCUCAGCUUGGAUGUGGAGCUUGGUAGGCAAGUACAUGCAGAGGCAGUAAAGGCCGGGUUGUUAACCGACUUGUUUGUUGCCUCUGGUCUUGUGGAUCUUUAUGCUAAAUGUAAGGAGAUAGAACUUGCAGAUUCAGUGUUCUUUAGCAUGCCUGAGAGGAACGAGGUCUUGUGGAACGUGUUGCUGAAUGGUUAUGCUCAACUUGGCGAUGUGAAAGCUGUUUUGAAGUUGUUUUCCAUGAUGGUUGAGUGGGAACAUAAGUUCAACCGGUUUACUUUGUCAACUGUGUUAAAGGGUUGUGCGAAAUCCGGGCAUUUGAAAGAAGGCAAGCUUUUGCAUUCUGUUGCAAUCAAGACUGGGCAAGAAGUUGACGAAUUUGUGGCGUCUUGUUUGGUUGAUAUGUAUUCCAAGUGUGGAAUGAUAGGCUAUGCAUUACAAGUCUUCAAAAGGAUAAAAGAUCCUGAUCUUGUUACCUGGAGUGCAAUGAUUUCUGGUCUUGAUCAGCAAGGGUUUAGCCAUGAUGCAGCUGACCUAUACAAGGCAAUGGUACUUGCAGGAGUUAGACCUAAUCAAUAUAUCUUUAGCAGCCUUGUUAGUGCUGCUACAAGUAGGGGGGAUCUGCGCUUUGGUAAAGCAGUUCAUGCAUGUAUAUCUAAAUAUGAAAUGGAGGAUGAUAUGUUAGUCAGCAAUACGCUGAUCAUGAUGUAUAUGAAACAUGGACAGUUACAAGAUGGUAUUCUAAUUUUUAAUUCAAUGCUAGAGCAGGACACAGCAUCUUGGAGUUACCUUUUAUCUGGAUUUUGUGACUCUAACAGGUGUGAGGAAGCACCAAGGAUCUUCUACCAGAUGCUUGUGGAGGGCUUCAAUCCCAACAUGUAUACUUUCAUAGACAUCUUAAGGUCAUGUUCUAGUCUCUCAGAUGUACAUUUCGGUAGGCAAGUGCAUACUCACAUCAUUAAGAACUGCAAUGACAGUAAUGAUUUUGUCAGAACUGCUCUUAUUGAUAUGUAUGCGAAAGGGAGAUGUAUAGAAGAUGCAGUAGCAGUGUUCAACAGAUUGGUUGAUCGGGACCUUUUUACAUGGACAACUAUGAUUGAUGGUUAUGCAAAAACGAAUCAACCAGAAAUGGCUUUGAAACAUUUUGUUGAUAUGCAAAGUGAAGGGGUAAAGCCCAAUGAGUUCACUAUUGCCAGCUGUUUAAAUGCAUGCUCCCAUAUGGCAACCCUGGAAGGAGGGCAGCAGCUACAUUCUAUGGUUGUCAAAGCUGGUCACACGGGUGACAUUAUUGUGGCCACUGCAAUCACUGAUAUGUACGGAAAAUGUGGAUGCUUGGAAGAUGCUGAGGCAAAUUUCAAAGAUAUGGUCUUGAGAGAUGCAGUCUCUUGGAACACAAUUAUUGCUGUUUAUUCAUACCACAGCCAAGGGGAAAAUGCUCUUCAAGCCUAUAGAAUGAUGAUAGAGAAAGGAUUUUUACCUGAUGAAGCGACUUUCUUAAGCAUCCUAUCCGUGUGCAGCAACAUGGGUUUAGUUGAGGAAGGAAAGAAGCACUUUGAGUCAAUGAGCAAAGUUUAUGGGAUUACACCUUCGCUUGAGCAUUAUGCAUGCGUGGUCAAUAUUCUUAGUCGGGCUGGUCAGUUUGAUGAGGUUGAAGCCUUUAUUAAGGAGCAAAAAUUAAGCACACAUGCCUUGAUUUGGGAGACUGUGCUUGGAGCUUGUAAAUUGCAUGGAAAUCUUGACCUUGGUGAAACUGCUGCUAGGAAACUGUUUGAACUCCAACCCAAGGAGGACUCAGCUUACGUAUUUCUAUCGAACAUUUUUGCUUCUAAAGGUAGGUGGGACGACGUCCAGAAGAUCAGACUAUUGAUGUCGGAGGAAGGCAUUAAGAAGGAACCUGGUUGUAGCUGGGUUGGUGUUGAUGGUCAAGUACAUGUCUUUGUUUCUCAAGAUGGUUCUCAUCCCAAGACAGAACAAAUCUACGCUAAGUUGCAGGAUUUGAAGCAAAGGCUGUCAUUCAGUGGUUAUAUACCAAAAACAGAAAAUGUGCUUCAUAACAUCAGCAGCAGAGAGAAAAUUGAGCAUCUCUGGCAUCACAGUGAGAGACUGGCUCUCGGUUUGGCCCUCAUAAGUACCUGCCCUGGUAUGCCUAUACGUAUUUUUAAGAAUCUGCGGAUAUGCGAGGAUUGUCAUGAAGUUAUGAAGGUUAUCUCGCAUGUUACAAGUCGAGAAAUAGUAAUCCGCGACUUUAAGCGCUUCCAUCAUUUUAAGUUGGGUUCUUGCUCUUGCCAAGACAGUUGGUGACUCUGAAUGCACCCAAAGUGCUUAUUUGUUGUAAUGAUCGAUGUGAAUAUCUUUGCUAGAAUAUAAUUUAUAGACCUCAUGGUACUGCUAACUGCUAGGGGAUUGACUUUGUACAUUUCAGAAGUCAUUUUCUUCUUUUGUAAAAAGAACACCAAAGAACUGUUCUUUUACUCGUGUUGCCAUUUCAGUAUUUUCAGUUAACGCUCAGGAUCGCCGAACACAGAAAAUUGUGAGUUCAGUAUAUAGGAUCUACCAAAUAGGUUUCGUCGGCUUUUUACUGGAGGUAUUCUAUGUACAUUAUUCCUUACAUUUACAUAUUCUGGUAACUUAGUUUCCCCUUCCCAGAAGUCCAGAUCUCGGGUUGGUAAUUAAUUUCUGCCUUAUUAUUUCUUUUCUUUUCGUGUGUGAUAUCCAGUUCUCGAGAAGACAAACUGUUGUAGCAAUGGGGCUAUUGCAGUCAGGUCAUCAUGUAGAAUAACUGAUCCAGCAUUUU
This is a messenger RNA of Linum trigynum, 4102 nucleotides long. The record is from the annotation of a GenBank genome assembly. Lineage: Eukaryota; Viridiplantae; Streptophyta; Magnoliopsida; Malpighiales; Linaceae.